Molecule: messenger RNA, 2459 nt
Organism: Haliotis rubra (blacklip abalone)
Lineage: Eukaryota; Metazoa; Mollusca; Gastropoda; Lepetellida; Haliotidae
Product: solute carrier family 28 member 3-like
Exons: 11
Coding region: 816-1886 (356 amino acids)
Biological process (GO): nucleoside transmembrane transport
Cellular component (GO): membrane
Molecular function (GO): nucleoside:sodium symporter activity
Source: RefSeq, a predicted model, not a curated record
GAGAAUCUCUCCUGUCUACAGCUGAAACAUGGCGGGAUGCCAGCUGGAUGAAGUAAUUGACCUCGUCAAAAGGGAUACUGUUCCAAAUGAGGCGUGGAUUCCAGUACAAGAUUGUCCUAAGGCGACAUUUGAUUGUGAAGAAGAAGAAGAUGAAGCCAAGACCACGCUUGGCGAAGAACAUGAAAAUCACGAACAUUAUCUGCAUUGUGGAGCAGUAGUUGCCGGGGCAAGGGCGACUGUCUGGGCGAAGAUAGUUCGCAAAAAGAAGCUAAUUUGCAUCACAGGUUCACUGGUGCUCUUGACAGCCUAUGCCGUAUAUUUGGGAUUCUGCAUGAGGUUUUCUUUCGGAGAUGAAGGAUCUCUGCGACUGCUGCUUGGAACUGUCUUUUUGCUUUUCAUCUAUACGAAAAUAAAGUUUGGAGCUCAGGCGCGAGAUGCCCUCCUUCCAAAGAUAAAGAGGAUUAAAAACCUUGGCGUCGAUAAGCAGAAUAAUACGAUGGUUCCUGUAUGUAGCCCUGGUAGUGUUCAUCGCCGUCUACUUGACAACCAGCAACCUCACCGCUGACAACUUCGUGUCCCUAGCUGGUCUCAUAUUCUUCAUUCUAUUAGGAUAUCUGAUAUCGGAACAUCCAGCCAGGGUGAAUUGGCAUUCGGUGUUCUGGGGAAUCGGUACUCAGUUUUUGUUUGCCUUGCUGAUACUGAGAACCAAUUUUGGCUAUGAAAUCUUCCGAUGGCUUGGAGAGAGGAUAGAAGAAUCCCUGGAGCAUACAGACAAAGGCUCGGAAUUUGUUUUUGGAAAGAGUUACAGAGAUCACAUGUUUGCAUUUAGGAUCAUGCCAUUAGUGAUGAUGUUUUGCUCCACUAUAAACGUGCUAUACUACUACGGGAUUCUUCAAGCGUUUGUGGCCAAUUUGGGUUGGUUCCUUACCUUCUGCCUUGGGACAAGUCCAGUGGAAUCCGUCAACACAGCCCUUAACAUAGUCUUUGGACCAGCGGAAUCUCCUAUUGCGAUCAAACCAUUCCUGCCGUUGUUGACUCCGUCUGAGCUGCAUGCUGUGAUGGCGGCAGGAUUUGCGAGUAUUGCAGGUUCUGUCUUCGGAAUGCUUACAUCCUUCGGGGCUCCAGCCAAUCAUCUACUGGCCGCUAGCGUUAUGUCCGCCCCUGCUGCCCUGGCCAUGUCCAAACUGAUCGUCCCGGAAACGCAGUGGACCAAGAUUAAACCCAGAGACGCAUACAACAUCCCAGUCCCAAAAUUCAACAAUAUUUUGGAAGCUGUAUCGGAUGGUGCCAGAGAGUCUCUACCAAUUGUGGCAAGUGUGAUCGCUAACCAGAUCAUCUACAUCGCUAUCGUUGAGUUUGUGGAUUCGACACUCAUUUGGUUCGGCAACAGAGUUGGAGUGUCAGGAGUGUCGUUUGCGUUCCUGUGCUCAUACGGUUUUUACCCUCUAGUAUAUCUCAUGGGCUUUUCGAGUUCAGACCUCCUGAAGAUUGGUGAGCUGUUAGGAGUUAAGACAUUUGCGAAUUCCUACUAUGGCUACCAUCUGUUCGGGAAACUCAUCAAGAACCGCGUGGUGCUUGAACACUACGUGACGACCACCAACGGAACGUGGCAUUGGGACUCAAGUGACGUCAUACUGGACUGGACCAAUAAGACACUUCCUGGUGGGAUACUGACGAAACGAUCGGAGGUGAUAGGAACAUACGCGUUCUGUGGACAGAACCACCUCGCAGCUCUCGGAGUCGCCAUUGGUGUCUUCAGUACUCUGAUUCCAGAGAGAAAACGCACCAUUACCAAGUACAUCAUCCGUGCUAACAUUACAGGGCAGUUAGCAUGCUACAUGACCGCUUGUAUUGCAGGUAUGCUGUAUGACGAGACGCUAACCUAACAGGGGAGGAUUUAAGGCCAGCUUUAGAAGCAGGUUCCAAGCAAGGUUCCAAGCAUCAACUCGCAGUCUCGUUAUUGUCAGCCGAAGAAAAAAACUGAUUGUUAUCACACGCGUUACCAAUUUACAGUGGAUCUAAAUGAAUAAAGAACUGAGAUAAUAAAUAGUUGUGUUCCUUGGAUUAAACUCCUUUGCAUACGCGCCUAGAGAAGCUGUUGAUAUGUUGAUGGGGCGUGUUCUGUUUGUUAACAUUUAUUUAUUAAACGUAAUUUACGUUUAUAGACUAGUAUUAUAUCUGUCUGAUGAUACUUUAUAAUGUCACAAUACAUGAAUUUUAAAGAUUGGUGGUACGUUAAAAUGAAACCCUUUUCCUCUACAUUCCCAGGAUUGCAUCUAACUAAACGUUUAAACAUGGUUUACACUACGACUUGAGACACUGUAAAGUUGUAUUUAGAUAGGAAAUUGUUUGUGGGUAUGUACAUAUGCUAUGAUACGUUUGUGUCGGUUAUGUGGCUGUUGACAGGUGAGAUACAAAAACGUUUUGUUCCUAUAUGUAGGAUUAAACUCCUUAACACA